AUGGCUCCUGAUGAUGCGUUUACCGAUGUUCCUGGCACUGUCUACCUGGUCGAUGCAUCUGGAGACUUGCGAGAUGCUGCUCAUGCCAAUCAAGAUAUCCUUCUUAUUCCUCAACCUUCGCCUUCUUCUGCCGACCCUCUGAACUGGUCCAACUACAAGAAAUACUGGUCUCUCUUCUUAAUUUCCGCCUACGCCUGCGUCAAUUCCUUUGGCGAAAACAACUGGGGCGCAUCAUGGACAACCAUCGCAGACGAAACCGGCGUCACGCUGGAAAACAUGAACGGGGGUUCUGCUCUCAACUAUCUCCUUCUGGGCUUCUUCAAUAUCAUCUGGAUACCUUCUGCGAUGAAGUUUGGACGGAAGAUUAUCUACAUCCUCAGUCUGGUUUUCGUCCUAGCUGGUGGGAUCUGGGGUGCAUUCUUCGAAGGUACGGUGCAGUAUUAUAUCAUGUUGGCUUUGACGGGCAUUGGGACGGCUGCAUAUCAAGCUUUGAUUCAGCUCACGAUUUUUGAUAUGUUCUUUUCUCACGAACGUGGCCGGAUGCUCGCAUUCUACAUCUUCUUCCAACAACUGGGUUCUAUUCUAGGGUUGAUAUUAGGAGGGUAUAUCUCAGAUGGCAUUGGAUGGAGAUGGAGUCAACCUAUUGUCGCCAUCGCUUGUGCUGUUCUUAUCCUACUGUUUAUCUUCACCUUUGACGAUACCAUGUUCCCCAGAUGGCGAUUUGGAGAUACAUCAUCUGAAUCAUCCAAGAUAGGAGAUUCAAACAAUCCAGACCAGCAAGAUACCGGUAAAAAAGAGCCACUUGCCCCCCCAGCAUCCUCCUUGAUAAGCCAAAGCGUUGGCGAAAUCGACAUGCCACCUCGGACAUACCGACAAAAGAUAGCCCUGGUGCACUACUUCCAAGACGACCAAACAACCUGGUUUCAGUACUUCAGACGGCCUUUCUAUCUCUUUGCAUUCCCCAACAUUGUCCUGGCCGGUAUUCAAUUCGCCUUUGGCUGCACAGCUGGAAUCGUUUCCUUCAACACCAUCUCAGAGAUAAUGACUGAACCACCUUAUAACUGGAGUGCCGGCUCAGCUGGACUAUUAUUCCUCGCUGCUCUAGUCGGUAACUUCAUCGGUAUGGGCAUCGGCUCCCUAUCAGACUACAUCGUCCUCUACCUCACCCGCCGCAACAAAGGCUACAAAGAACCCGAAAUGCGUCUUUGGGCUUACGUCUUCUCUUUCAUCCUUGGUGCUGUCGGAUACUUCACUUACGGCUGGGGCGCUACAGCGGGUGACCAUUGGAUGUCCAUCGCUGUUGGUCUUUGCUGUCUCAUUGCUCAACAGGUCUCGGCGACGAGUAUUGCGACUGCGUAUGCGAUGGAGUGUUUUGAUCGGAUAUCCGGUGAACUCGUCAUCGUCUUAGCCAUCUGCUCAUCACUGAUUAACUUCGCUAUUUCCUUCUCUGUGCAGUAUUUCAUCAAUGCCACCAACUAUGGCUGGACUUUUACCUGUUUUGGUAUUUUGGUGCUACUGUCCAUGGCUAUGGGUGCGCCGAUGUUGAUAUGGGGGAAGAGUUGGAGACGAAAGUGUAAGAAGCGGUAUGAACAGUUUUUGGCGGAGACGGGGCAGACGGGGUGA
Messenger RNA from Aspergillus wentii DTO 134E9, 1623 nucleotides. RefSeq names its product putative MFS transporter. NCBI's taxonomy places the organism in Eukaryota, Fungi, Ascomycota, Eurotiomycetes, Eurotiales, Aspergillaceae. Bases 1 to 1623 code for a protein of 540 amino acids. Gene Ontology annotation, molecular function: transmembrane transporter activity. Gene Ontology annotation, biological process: transmembrane transport. The record is from RefSeq and is a predicted model, not a curated record. The transcript has 7 exons.